AUGUCGCCCCCCCCGCCGCGCACGCCGUUCUUCAUCGCGGACCCGUCGCGGCCGCUCGCGCCGGGCGUGACGUUCCCCAUGACGCCCGCGCCGCUCGGACUCCUCGGACUCCCUCCCGCGGACUCCCCGCGCGCGUUCGGGACGUGCCUCACGAACCGGCUCCCCCUCUCGUUCGCGUCGCGCGCGCUCGCCUCCGCGGGCGGCGGCGGCGGCGCGCCUCCUCCCUCGACGCGUCCGACGCCGACGCCGGACGCGACGAUGCGAAGCGCGCGGACGCCGUUCGCGCACGCCGCGCGCGUCUCGUUCCCCGCGAGCGCCGGGCUCUCCGACUCGACGCCGCGCGCGAGCGGACCGCGGCCGGGGUCGCUCGCGCGACGCGCGUCCGGCACGCCGUGGGGCCCGACGCCGUCGCGGCGGCUCGGGACCGGAAUCACGGUCGUCGUCGGCGCGCGCGCGGCGCCGCCGCCGAGCGCGGCCGACGACCGCGUCUGUCGAUGCGCGCGCGAGGACGCGCGGUGCCCGCGGUGCGACCUGCCGUUCAAACGCGCGCCGCUCUUCGCGACGCCGGCUGAAGACGACUCCGCUGACGCGGCGGCCGACGCGCGAGGCGCGCGCGCCGAGGAGUCGCCGCCGACGAGGGACACGGAGAAAGUCGCGAUGGCGACGCUCUCGAAGCUCCGGCUGCAGUGGCCGGACGAAGACGAGUUCGACGCCGCGACGAGCGACGGCGGCGCGACGCCGACGGGGGGCGGCGGGAAAAAACGCGCGCGAAGCACGCCCGCGAAGAAGCUCCCCCCCGCGAAGAAGCCCGCGUUCGCCGCCGCCGCCGCCGCCGCCGCCGUCGCCGUCGCCGUCGCCGUCGCCGCGACGGCGACGUCGACCGACGCGCGCCCGGACGUGGACAACAUGGCGUACAGGGACCUCAAGAACCUGUACGCGGUCGUGUUUCAGCGCCCGACGACGAGCAACAACAAGGGGUGGCUCCAGAGCGCGCUGAGGAAGCGGUUCGCGGAAGACGACGCCAAGGCGGGUGCGGCGAAGCCCGCGGCGAAGCCCGCCAACGUCCCCGACGACGCCGCGACGUCGCCCGCGUGGAGGACCGCGUCGUACGUCUCCCCGAGCGAGAUGCGAGAGAGGGGGAAGAAACCGCCGAGGAAGGCGAGAAGGAUCGCCGCGGCGUGA
Messenger RNA from Micromonas pusilla CCMP1545, 1182 nucleotides. RefSeq lists its product as uncharacterized. The record is from RefSeq and is a predicted model, not a curated record. Bases 1 to 1182 code for a protein of 393 amino acids. Lineage: Eukaryota; Viridiplantae; Chlorophyta; Mamiellophyceae; Mamiellales; Mamiellaceae. The transcript has a single exon.